UUGGUUUUUUUUCUUUUUUCUUUUUUUUUUUUUCUCUUUUGCCCCGGGGCUCAAUGGAUGGAUUGUGGAGAACUGUACCGGGUUGCAGGUUGUUGAGCAACUGAUGGGACCAUCUCAGGGACCGGCGGUUACGGAAGAUGCUGAUGUGAAGAACUGCUCAGAAAACUGAAAUGUUUAAUUCAGUAAGUCAGAAGAAGAAAACAUGGAUUUUUAGCAAUCAAAGAACAAAUUAAGGUGUCUGACUUGGGAUACCAGUCUUUAUUUUUUGAGGAAUUUUUGUUUCUCUUUUUGUGUCUGUUUUUAAUCAUUGACAUUGGAGAACAGAAGAGGAACCAGAAAUACACUCAUUUGGUUUCACUUCAGAACUCUCAUUCCUGAGGCAUCCUCGCCUGAGAACACAGCCAUGUGGCCACCACAGCUCUUCAUCCUCACGAUGCUUUUAGCACCUAUAGUUCAUGGUGGCAAGCACAAUGAGAGACAUCCAGCCCUUGCUGCUCCCCUGCGACACGCUGAGCGCAGCCCAGGAGGCGCUCUACCUCCCAGACAUCUCCUUCAGCAGCCAGCUGCGGAGCGCGCCACUGCUCACCGAGGACAAGGGCCACGUGGAGCUGCCAGAGGAGUUCGUGGACCAGGUGCCCCGGGAGCGCAGAUCGCAGCCCAAGCUUUCAGCCGUGCCCCAAUUCCCAUGGCAGUGGUUCGCCGAGAGCUCUCCUGUGAGAGCUACCCCAUUGAGCUCCGCUGUCCCGGCACAGACGUCAUCAUGAUUGAGAGUGCCAACUACGGGAGGACAGAUGACAAGAUCUGUGACUCUGACCCUGCUCAGAUGGAGAAUAUCCGAUGUUAUCUGCCAGAUGCCUAUAAAAUUAUGUCUCAAAGAUGCAAUAACAGAACCCAGUGUGCAGUGGUGGCAGGCCCUGAUGUUUUUCCAGACCCAUGUCCAGGAACUUACAAAUACCUGGAAGUGCAGUAUGAAUGUGUCCCUUAUAAAGUGGAACAAAAAGUUUUUCUUUGUCCUGGACUGCUAAAAGGAGUGUACCAGAGUGAACACUUGUUUGAAUCUGACCACCAGUCUGGGGCAUGGUGCAAAGACCCUCUACAGGCUUCCGACAAGAUUUACUAUAUGCCCUGGACCCCCUACAGAACAGAUACCCUGACAGAGUACUCAUCCAAAGACGACUUCAUUGCUGGAAGGCCAACGACUACCUAUAAGCUCCCUCACAGAGUGGACGGCACCGGAUUUGUGGUGUACGAUGGUGCCCUGUUCUUCAAUAAGGAGCGUACCAGGAACAUAGUAAAGUUUGAUUUGAGGACUAGGAUAAAAAGCGGAGAGGCGAUCAUAGCAAAUGCCAAUUACCAUGACACCUCCCCAUACCGAUGGGGUGGCAAGUCUGACAUAGACUUGGCAGUGGAUGAAAAUGGAUUAUGGGUAAUCUAUGCAACAGAACAGAACAAUGGCAAAAUUGUUAUUAGCCAGUUGAACCCUUACACCCUAAGGAUUGAGGGCACGUGGGACACUGCAUAUGACAAAAGGUCAGCUUCGAAUGCAUUCAUGAUUUGUGGGAUUUUGUAUGUGGUCAAAUCUGUAUAUGAGGACGAUGACAAUGAGGCCACAGGUAAUAAGAUUGACUACAUUUACAACACCGACCAAAGCAAGGAUAGCCUGGUGGACGUACCCUUUCCGAAUUCCUACCAGUACAUAGCAGCUGUGGAUUACAACCCCAGGGACAAUCUGCUUUAUGUGUGGAAUAACUACCAUGUUGUGAAAUACUCUUUGGACUUCGGGCCUCUGGAUAGUAGAUCAGGUCCAGUGCAUCAUGGACAGGUUUCCUACAUCUCUCCACCAAUUCACCUUGACUCUGACCUAGAAAGACCCCCUGUUAGAGGAGUAUCUACCACAGGACCUUUGGGAAUGGGCAGCACGACCACCAGCACCACCCUCCGGACCACAACCUGGAACUUAGGGAGGAGUACCACCCCAUCCUUGCCCGGCAGGAGGAAUCGCAGUACCAGCACACCAUCCCCUGCGGUGGAGGUGCUGGACGACGUGACCACGCAUCUGCCGUCAGCAGCCUCCCAAAUCCCAGCUAUGGAAGAGAGCUGCGAGGCCGUGGAAGCCCGAGAAAUCAUGUGGUUUAAGACCCGUCAGGGGCAAGUAGCAAAGCAGCCAUGCCCUGCAGGAACCAUAGGUGUGUCCACUUACCUAUGCCUUGCUCCUGAAGGAACAUGGGAUCCCCAAGGACCAGAUCUCAGCAACUGCUCUUCUCCUUGGGUCAAUCACAUAACACAGAAGCUAAAAUCUGGAGAAACAGCUGCCAAUAUUGCUAGAGAGCUGGCGGAACAGACUAGAAAUCAUUUGAAUGCUGGGGACAUCACCUACUCAGUUCGUGCCAUGGACCAGCUGGUUGGCCUCCUGGAUGUACAGCUCAGGAAUUUGACGCCAGGAGGAAAAGACAGUGCGGCACGCAGCUUGAACAAGCUUCAGAAAAGAGAGCGCUCUUGCAGAGCCUAUGUCCAGGCGAUGGUGGAGACAGUUAACAACCUCCUUCAGCCGCAAGCCUUGAACGCAUGGAGAGACCUGACGACAAGUGAUCAACUACGUGCAGCCACCAUGUUGCUUGACACUGUGGAGGAGAGCGCUUUCGUGUUAGCCGAUAACCUUUUGAAGACUGACAUUGUCAGGGAGAAUACAGACAAUAUUCAACUGGAAGUUGCACGGCUGAGCACGGAAGGAAACCUAGAAGACCUAAAAUUCCCAGAAAACUUUGGCCACGGAAGCACUAUCCAGCUUUCAGCCAACACUUUAAAGCAAAAUGGUCGGAACGGAGAGAUUAGAGUAGCCUUUGUCCUAUAUAACAACCUUGGUCCUUAUUUGUCUACGGAGAAUGCCAGUAUGAAGCUGGGAACAGAAGCUAUGUCCACAAAUCAUUCUGUUAUCGUCAAUUCCCCUGUUAUUACAGCAGCAAUAAAUAAGGAGUUCAGUAAUAAAGUUUAUUUGGCUGAUCCCGUCGUAUUUACUGUUAAACAUAUCAAGCAGUCAGAGGAAAAUUUCAACCCUAACUGUUCAUUCUGGAGCUAUUCCAAGCGCACAAUGACAGGUUACUGGUCAACACAAGGCUGUCGGCUCCUGACAACGAACAAGACACAUACCACAUGUUCCUGUAACCACCUCACCAACUUUGCAGUACUGAUGGCACAUGUGGAAGUCAAGCACAGUGAUGCAGUCCAUGAUCUUCUUCUGGAUGUGAUCACGUGGGUUGGAAUCUUGCUGUCUCUUGUUUGUCUCCUGAUCUGCAUCUUCACAUUCUGCUUCUUCCGUGGGCUCCAGAGUGACCGGAACACCAUUCACAAGAACCUCUGCAUCAGCCUAUUUGUGGCAGAGCUGCUCUUCCUGAUCGGAAUCAACAGAACCGACCAACCAAUCGCCUGCGCUGUGUUCGCAGCCCUCUUACAUUUCUUCUUCUUGGCGGCCUUCACCUGGAUGUUUCUAGAAGGGGUGCAGCUGUACAUCAUGCUGGUGGAAGUCUUUGAGAGUGAGCAUUCCCGCAGGAAGUACUUUUAUCUCGUCGGCUACGGGAUGCCUGCGCUCAUAGUGGCAGUGUCUGCCGCCGUCGACUACAGAAGCUAUGGCACAGACAAAGUAUGUUGGCUUCGCCUUGACACCUACUUCAUUUGGAGUUUUAUAGGACCGGCGACCUUGAUAAUUAUGCUGAAUGUAAUCUUCCUUGGGAUUGCUCUAUACAAAAUGUUUCAUCAUACUGCUAUACUGAAACCCGAGUCAGGCUGUCUAGAUAAUAUCAGCUAUGAGGAUAACAGACCCUUCAUCAAGUCAUGGGUUAUAGGUGCAAUAGCUCUCCUCUGCCUGUUAGGAUUGACCUGGGCCUUUGGACUCAUGUAUAUUAAUGAAAGCACAGUCAUCAUGGCGUAUCUCUUCACCAUUUUCAAUUCUCUACAGGGGAUGUUUAUAUUCAUUUUCCACUGUGUUCUACAGAAGAAGGUACGGAAAGAGUACGGGAAAUGCCUGCGCACGCACUGCUGUAGUGGGAAAAGCACCGAGAGUUCCAUUGGCUCAGGGAAAACAUCCGGUUCUAGAACUCCAGGACGGUAUUCUACAGGCUCCCAGAGCCGAAUUCGGAGAAUGUGGAAUGACACUGUCCGAAAACAGUCAGAAUCGUCCUUCAUUACUGGAGACAUAAACAGCUCAGCAUCACUCAACAGAGGGCCAUAUCUUCCCUGCAUUCAGGCGUGUGUAACAUAUUUAGGAGCCAUGGCUAAUCAUCUUAUAAGCAAUGCUCUGCUUCGUCCGCAUGGUACUAACAAUCCCUAUAACUCAUUGCUUGGGGAACCGGCGGUCUGUAACAGUCCUUCUGUCAGCAUGUACAACGCACAAGAGCCCUACAGAGAGACAAAGGGGCUUCUGAACAAUGCCAGGGAUACAAGUGUCAUGGAUACUCUACCACUGAAUGGUAACCAUGGCAACAGUUACAGCAUUGCUGGCGGCGAAUACUUGAGCAACUGUGUGCAAAUUAUAGACCGUGGCUAUAACCACAACGAGACCGCCCUAGAGAAAAAGAUCCUAAAGGAACUCACUUCCAACUAUAUCCCUUCGUACCUGAACAACCACGAGCGCUGCAGUGAACAGAACAGGAAUAUGAUGAACAAACUGGUCAACAACUUGGGCAGUGGGAGCGAGGACGACGCCAUAGUCCUGGAUGACGCAGCGUCCUUUAACCACGAGGAGAGCCUGGGCCUGGAACUCAUCCACGAGGAAUCCGAUGCUCCCUUGCUGCCCCCGAGGGUUUACUCCACGGAGAACCACCAGCCACACCAUUACAGCAGGAGGCGGCUCCCCCAGGACCACAGCGAGAGCUUCUUCCCUCUGCUAACGGACGAGCACACAGAAGACCUCCCGUCACCGCACAGGGACUCUCUGUACACCAGCAUGCCGGCCCUGGCUGGCGUGCCAGCUGCAGACAGCGUGACCACCAGCACCCAGACCGAAGCCGCGGCGGCCAAGGGCGGGGACGCCGAAGACGUCUACUACAAAAGCAUGCCAAACCUGGGCUCCAGAAACCACGCGCACCCGCUGCACGCCUACUACCAGCUGGGGCGGGGCAGCAGCGACGGGUUCAUAGUUCCUCCCAACAAAGACGGGGCCUCUCCGGAGGGGACUUCCAAAGGACCCGCGCACUUGGUCACUAGUCUAUAGAGGAUGACGCGGAGAUGGCAACCAGCAGGGCUGCCAACACCUAGCGGACCAUCCUGAGCCAUAGACGCAGUGGUCAUCGUGUGUACCCCGACAUCUGAUGCUGUUCUCAAAAGAGAGACUCUCUGACUUUUUUUUUUUUAACUUGAAUUUUUAGGUCAGCCCAGGGGAUGAAGCUAACGGCCGAGAUCCUCCUGUGCCCCAUUCUUUCCCGUCCUUUUCCCACCGAUGGAGACUUCAUUAUGUUAAUGAACGAGAUAUGAAGAAAUCGGCGCUCACGGUGGCCUUCUUGGAUUACGUUGCGUCUGUUUGACAUCUCUGAUGCUCUGUUACUAGAGUCACAAGGACCUGGUUUUCCUUUUUCUUUUUCUUUUUUCUUUUUUUUCUUAAGGCCAGAACAACUGUUUGAAAUUAGUAACAGUGCCGCAUCUAGAUGGGGGUGCUGCCCAGCCAUAGGAGCGGAGCAGAACUGUACCACGUAGCGGUUCACGGUCACUCGCAAACUGAGCUCACCACAGCGGGAGAAGCUGUGACAAAGAAAAGCAAAACGGCAAGGUUAAUAAUCUGACCGAGGGGAAUUCUAGAAUUAUAUGCUAAAUGCAUAUUUUAUGAUUUGCUGUAUUAACUGAUGAUAAAACUAAUGGCAGAAAAAAAAAUUGAACAAUUUCUAUGUAAUGUACAGAUACUAGCAUUGCGCCUAUAGUCUGCUUUCUGUUCCUCCAGAAUUUGAGUCCUGUUAAUGUAGUGGCAAAAAAGAAAUUUUCUUUUUCUUUUGUGCUAGUCUUGCAAGUUUGUCUACCAGUAAAACAGCAAAGUUUCCUUCCUUUCUUGUUUUCUUUCUUUUCAUUUUUUUGUCCCCUCUCCCCACCUUUUUUUUUCCUUUAAAAAUUCACCUGGCAAAAUAAUAAAAAAAUAAAUAAAUGAAGCUAUCACUUUAUAAGAAUCAUUUUCUAGUAAUGCAAACAAAUUAUUUUUUAACAAAAAAAUAAAUAAAAUAAAAUAAAUAAAAUUAGACUUCCUUCCCUCACUAUAUAUCUUUAUCCAGCCCGAGUAUUUCCAACAUCAUUUUGCAAAAUAGAGCAGGACAAAAUUUUGUGUGUCCAGGGCACAUCUGUUGUAAUGCAAAGCAUAUUUGGCAAGCACUUCAUCACCAAGGCAGUAGCUGUGAUUCUAGAAGCUAAGAGGUGUCUCUAGAGGUAGAGGGGCUUCUGCAUGUGAAGAGCCGUACUGUGCAUUCCGACCCCCACACCGGCCGCCUGCACUACCAAUUGUUAGAGGAGAUUCCCUCCCUCAUAGUAAAAGGUCAAUUUAUUUUUAAGUGAUUUUUUUUAAAGUUUUCUGUUAACAGGAAAAUUUAUUUAUUUGACAGGAUUUUAAGUAAUGUAGGAAUACAAAUGGUAAAUUAGCAGCACAUAUAAUUUUUUUUUUAAAAAUUUAUGAUCCAUUUUGUAUGGUCUCAAGUUGGAUGACCUCAUUACUAAUAUUUGUUGUAAAAGUGAAACUUGUUUGCCAACCAAUAAACAACUGAUUGAGAUUUAGAAGAGAUUGUUUUGACGUAUGUACUAUAUUUCAAGUACUCUCCAUUUUUCUUGCCUUUCCUUUUCUCUGUUUUCAGAAUAUAAACUUUCCUCAUCCUUUGUGACCCAAGUGAGCCACACAAAAGGAAUAGUUAUGACUUAAAUAUCCAAACACAACAUGGUGUAGUUUUUUGCAGACAAAAUCAACCAGGGAAAUGGGAUGGUUUAAAGCAGAAUGUCUAAUUCACACUCAAGAGGGUUAACAAAGGGUGCUUAUUUAUAAUCCAGCUCUCCUCACCAGGCUUAUGUCUAAAGACAGAGUCAUUCACUGGUUUUAAUAUCACAUGUGAUAGCCAUGUCCCACCCCUUCUCCUCUGCGUAAGCUCCAUCUUGAUAGAGGAGAUAUUUCGACAUUUAAAUUUACUCAGUUGGCUCAGAAAUGUGACGUAAUAGCAUUGAGCAUAUGCAUUGUACAAGAAUAGUCUAAGACCUUUAAAAUCAACACACACCAUUCAGGUUUCUUUACGGCAAUCUCAAACAAAAUUCACUGUUGAUUCUUGUCCUCCAUCCCUCCAACUUUCCCUUUGGAGGCUUCCAACACCCCACCCCACCCCCACUGCAUCCUUUCCUCCUUCAUGCCACAUAUGUAAGACAGUUUUAUGCUAUUUCUGUCUUCUUCAACUUAUGGGAGCGGGGGGGGGGGAGGGAGAAGGACAAAAAUAAUUCAAAGAACUUUCUAGAUUUUGCAGCUCCAUUACUAGCAGUGUCUGAGCAAGGAGCCAGACUUAGAAUAAAGCUCAAAUGAACUUGCCAAAUUAUAUUUUCUCCCGUAGUUCCCUUGGGUUCACUUUACAAAAGUCUGUACGCUAGCUAUCUAUAAAUGCUAUCUUAAAUCCAAGAAACGAGUUGAGAGAGUGAAUGGCCAGUUAUCCUUCGACAACAUAAAAUCUGAACCAGAAGGAAGUUGUGCUGGGCUGGAGAAUGUAUUAAUCUGAAAGCUGCUUUGAAAGAAUCCAUGGAUCAUUCGAAUUUGGUCAGGUGAUGGCAAUAUUUUCUUUAAGUCUAUAGACAUUUUGAUUGGGAGGAGAUGCAAGCAUUAGAAGUAGUUAGUUCUAUUAAAAAAAAAAAACCCUUUGUGGGCCUAUCUAAAGGCAGCCUUGGAAAUAUGCAUAUUGUUAUGAAAUACAAAUAGUCAUGCUUGAUUUGAAGAUUAGUACUCUUGAUGCAAACAAAUCAGUAAAAUGCUGGUUUCAUGGAACAAUGGGAAAAUUACUUCAGCUGUUGACACUCUGAUAUUAUUUCAUUCCUGUAUGUGAUACUUUGUGUUUCUUACAUGGAAGCUGAAACAGGUGCCUGCCCAUUUCUACAGGGAACGACCUGAAGAAAUAUCACUUUAAUCUGGUAUAGAAGGCCUUCGCAUGCUAUGGGUUAACUUUGCUCUUGAAUCAAGAUGAAAGGGUCAUGGCUGACUUCUCAUACAUCAUAACUGGUGUACUUCAGAAAGAAUUGAUCCCCAAGUUCUUUGCUAUGUGACUCUAAGUAAACAAAAGAAAAAGUAGGUAAGGAACUUGACUGCAUCAUUUCAUUAGAAAUUUGUACAUUCCUUUAGUCCUGUUGAUAUAAGCUAGCUUAAUUCCUGAACCUCUGGUCCUCCCACCUGUCCUUUCAUGUAACCCAUUAAUAACCCAUUAAUGUUAUUAAUUUUUCUUCAUUCUGUAACCUUUUGUUGAUUCUAGCUUUUCAGUACCCCAAGACACUCAUUGAUAGGCUUAUUUGCAUAUUUCCAUGAAGUAAAUUUCUAUCCAAUAGACUCAGUGUACAUACAUCGCACAUUAUUUAGACAGUUGAAAGAGAAAGUCAUGGAAAUUAAACAAACUAAUUAUUGCUUCCUAGUAAAUAAUAUUUUUGUAAUAUUUUACGCUUGAAGUUUUUACCUCUUUGAGGUCUGAAGCAACAUGACACUUUGUCAGGGCACUAUGGAAUGGACCUCAGGUUUAAUCAAUUCUUAUAUUAGUGGCUUGUUGCAUGGCCAGUGUUGCUAAUUAAUAAUAUUUAUAAGAAUAUAAGAAUUCAGAGAAGAAUUGGUUGGAAUUCACUUAAAUUUUGUGAACAUCCCUCUUUGUUUUUAAUACAGUAAAUUUUUAACAUGUGGGAAACAAAUUUCCAAGUCCUGUGAUAGAAUAAUCUUAAUGAGUCAAAUGAAUUGGCAUGAGAACAAUUAUAUUAAAAUAAAAAAUAAGCAGGAAAUUAUAUUAAAGGCAGCUAAUUAUAUUAAUUAUAAUUUCCUGUAAAAAACAUUCAUUGUGGUUCUAAGUUAAAACAUAGUUUACGGUCUAAACUGUUUUUAAGACUGCCAGUAUAAUUUAAAAAGUUCUUACACUAAAACGAACCCAAUCUUUAAAGAAUUGGUUUUUUAAUUGUCAGUGUUAACAAUAUGAUGAAUCCCCUGACUUUAACUAGAACAUUAAAACCUUUUGUCAGUGACAGACUGCAGUUUUGCGGGAAAAAGAAAUAAAUAUAGCUUUUGUCUAAAGAUCAACUCUGAACUGCAUUGUAUCCACUCCAUAUCAAUGAAAGUAGUUUUUGAAGUUGCUUAUUAGCACUGUAUCAAACUUCUAGUACUUCCAAUAUUUUGGGGGAGAAAACACACCACUGAUAAAACAAGCAAAUAAACAAAAGCCACCUUAACUAUAAAUAAACAUCAAUGUAAAUUUUCAAAGGCAAAAAUUAACAAUGAUAAACUCUAAUCUGAUUUUAAUUGAGGCAUUGGCAUUAAUAUUUUACUCCAACAGAAUAACUGACAUAAAAUACUAUAUACAAACUUCCCAGUAUAUUAUAAACCAGAAUGUAAAGAUUUAACUGGUCAGUUUUAGUAUCUCAUAAUAUCACAUAAGCAAUUACUAUGCAUUUCUAUUUAAAAAAAAAAUAUAUAUAUAUAUAUAAGAUUUCUCCAUGCAAAGUUUAGGAAGUUGAAGACAUAGAAGGAACACAAAUACAUAGAAAAACGGGUUUUGGAAGCAUUUUUGUAGAAAUGAAUUCUAUGUAAGAAUUUUCAUGGAGUUUAUAAAAUAGACCCCAAAGAGUAAACUCAGUUUUGUAAUCAGAAAAUCUGACAACUCAAACCACCUGAAAUAUGUGUUAAAAAUCCAAGCUUUCAUUUGUAAUUCAAAGUGUCGAUAAUUGCUAUAAUUGUGUGUGUCCUGGUUAAGCCACUGCAGUCAUUUACCAUGAUGACAUCAUGUUUGCUUUAAAAAGGGAAACAGUCUUUUAAUUUUCACCUGUGCAUGUGUUUACACAGUCUAAUUCUUUUUUAUAAGCUUUCAGAGAACGUGACUUUUUUUUUACAAUUAUUAACUGUAUUGGUACUUUUUUUUUCAACUAGCCAGGUAGUAGUUACUAUAGUUUUGUAUAUUCUCAUUUUAAGUAAUUAUCCUAGUCUCUUUUUUUCAAAUAAAUAAAUAAAUAAAAGCAUCAGUUCGCCUCUA
Molecule: messenger RNA, 10205 nt
Organism: Meriones unguiculatus (Mongolian gerbil)
Lineage: Eukaryota; Metazoa; Chordata; Mammalia; Rodentia; Muridae
Gene: Adgrl3
Product: adhesion G protein-coupled receptor L3
Exons: 30
Coding region: 404-5206 (1600 amino acids)
Biological process (GO): synapse assembly; brain development; adenylate cyclase-activating G protein-coupled receptor signaling pathway
Cellular component (GO): membrane; cell-cell junction; glutamatergic synapse
Molecular function (GO): G protein-coupled receptor activity; carbohydrate binding
Source: RefSeq, a predicted model, not a curated record